Messenger RNA from Acaulospora morrowiae, 175 nucleotides. The record is from the annotation of a GenBank genome assembly. NCBI's taxonomy places the organism in Eukaryota, Fungi, Glomeromycota, Glomeromycetes, Diversisporales, Acaulosporaceae.
AUGAACAAAGUUUUGGAUAGAUUCGGUGCGAGUCAUCAAUCCAGACAAGAGUGUCCUAUUUCGCAGAUGAUUUACGAACAAUCGCUUGAAAAAUGGCUGCUUGGUUGUUAUGGUUUACCUAUAACGUUUAGAAAUAAAUCUGAUAGACAACUUCGGGAUUAUCUUAUUGUUAUGC